GAGGGCUGAAGUCCGAAUCAAGUCACAAGUUAUGUAUAUCAAAGUCCGAGUCUAAAGUCGUCAAAUUCAUGACUGGAGUCUGACUCGAGUCCAAGUCAUGUGACUCGAGUCCCCACCUCUGGUGACAUCAUCAAAGAGUGACAGUGAUGACAUCAUUUGACAUCAGCAAGUCUGACAGAUGUUGACACCUUGACAUAAUCUGAUGUCAUAUGACAUCAUUAACAUCACACAUUUUUUCCGAUAUAGGAGUGAUUUUCAGCAGAUCCGAGUUAGUCUGCACAGACACACUGCAAGAGCGGCACAAGCACACAAGCGCCACCCUUUCCUGGAAGAAAGACGGAGCUUAUGUCAACUUUCUCAGAUUUAAAGACAGAAAGUUUACUCAGAAUGUCACACAGCGAAGAAUUUCAAGAGAUGGAGGUUUCCACCGAAGAACUGAACAACGUCACAGAGAGUAUUCUGCAGCAAAAUAACACUAUGAGAGAGCAGGUUGAGAAUCUCUGCAAGAGAUUACGAAACAGGAAAGAUUUAGAUGCUUCAUACAAAGAGCUGAAAAAAUCACGGAAAGCUGCUAUUGGGGAAAACAAAAAACUGGCGCAGCAGCUGGAGAGUCUAAGAGUGGAUGUUGAAAAGCAGAUACACGUGGAACAAAUGUGUAAAGAAGAAAGGAUAAAAAUGUCUCAGGUCUCAGAAACAAACCAAGAACUGAGAACAGUGACGGACGCACUUCAGUCCAAACUUCAGCAACUGAACGACAUGAAAGAAGAAAUGUCUGGCAUCAAGGCUGAACGGAAAACUUUGGAACAAGAGAACAGAGGUCUGGAAUCUCAACUGAAGAAACUCCAGAAAAAGACUGCCCGCAAAGCACACCUGGAACCGGAUUUGAAAAAAGAAUUUGAUGAAUUCCAGGCGUUGCAACAGCAAACUGAUGAACUAAGGCAAAGCCUUCAGGAGUUGCAGACAGAAAAUGAGGAACAGAAGAGGAUGGAAGAGAACUAUCCUUCAAUGAAAGAAGAACGGUCUCAACUCACAGUUCUGAAGGUUCAACUGGAAGAAGAGAUUUCUGAUCAGAGAAGGCAGAAGGAGGAAACACGUCAGCUGAUUGCUCAACGUGAGGAGGAAAAGAGAGAGCAGGAAUCGCUUAGAGAACAAAUAAAUGUUCUCACAGCCGAAAGAAACACACUGGAAGAUGAACUGCAACACUGUAAAGCGCUGGAGUCUGAAUGUAAGGAGAUACAAGCAGAAACCAACGACUUAGUGAAACAAGUUUUCAACCUGACACAAGAUUCUGCAGAGCUGAAGGACAUGAUUUCAGUGUUUGAUGGUGUGCAAGAAAAACUCAAUGUUGCAAAGGAGGACAAUUUGAAGGUGAAGCAACAACAUGACCUUCUUCAAAACCAAAUCCGAGACCUGCAGGUUCAGAUGCAGAAUUCACAACAGGCAGUCGCUUCUCUAGAGAAAGAAAUCAAAGAUCUCCAGGAGAAAAAUAAAGAAGUAAAGGAGGUUCAGGCUAAAUAUGACAGAAUCUCUGACAAAAAGUCCAAACUGGAGGACAAGAAGAAGCAGCUUCAGGAUGAGGUUUCAGAUCUGAAACAGCAGCAAGAGGAAGUCCAGGAACUGGCUGUUCAGUACAACAACGUUCUGGAUGAACUAAGACCCCUUCAAGAGGAAACUAAGAACCUCAGAGAGGAAAGGAAAAUGCUGACUGAUCUUCUGAAACAGCGUCAGACACUGGAGACUGAAUAUAAUGACGUCAAAGCAGAAGCUGACCGUGUGGAGGAUGAAAACUUUGACCUUCAAGUUGAUGUUGCUGAUCUGCGGAACAAGGUUUAUGCCUUGGAUGAUGUUCAGGACAAACUUUUGAAAGCAAAGGAGGACAAUUUGAAGGUGAAGCAACAACACGACCUUCUUCAAAACCAAAUCCGAGACCUGCAGGUUCAGAUGCAGAAUUCACAACAGGCAGUCGCUUCUCUAGAGAAAGAAAUCAAAGAUCUCCAGGAGAAAAAUAAAGAAGUAAAGGAGGUUCAGGCUAAAUAUGACAGAAUCUCUGACAAAAAGUCCAAACUGGAGCACAAGAAGAAGCAGCUUCAGGAUGAGGUUUCAGAUCUGAAACAGCAGCAAGAGGAAGUCCAGGAACUGGCUGUUCAGUACAACAACGUUCUGGAUGAACUAAGACCCCUUCAAGAGGAAACUAAGAACCUCAGAGAGGAAAGGAAAAUGCUGACUGAUCUUCUGAAACAGCGUCAGACACUGGAGACUGAAUAUAAUGACAUCAAAGCAGAAGCUGACCGUGUGGAGGAUGAAAACUUUGACCUUCAAGUUGAUGUUGCUGAUCUGCGGAACAAGGUUUAUUCUUUGGAUGAUGUUCAGGACAAAGUUUUGAAAGCAAAGGAGGACAAUUUGAAGGUGAAGCAACAACAUGACCUUCUUCAGAAGGAACUCAAAGACCUACAGGUUGAGCUGACAGGUAGAAGAGAUGAAUGAAGGAUUUCCUCCAACUCCAAUUAGGACAAAAAAAGGGGGGGGGGGACCCUUCGCUGUUUAGGUGAUAGGAGGGUGGAGUUGUUUUUUUAAUUAUUAUUAUUAUUAUUAUUAUUAUUUUGUCAUUUAUUUUUUCAAUUAUUAGUUGUUAUUAGCACUUAUGUAGGAAGAAAAUAAAGAUUGUUAGAAAAAAUGGGGAUAUCUAAAACAUAGAAAAGAAAUAGUAGUAGUAGGAAAAUUAGAAAUGUGAUUGAAUUCAUGCUCUUGGUAUACUGGGAAUGAUGAAUAUGUGUGUGUUUGAGUGUGUAGGGGGGUUAACAUAGCAUACCCCCUGAGGUCUCCACCCUAACAAGAAACAUCACUAGUUAGGGAGGAGACCUCAGGGGGGACACGUUUUUUAAAAUGUUACCCCCACCUUACACAGAAACACACAGACACACACCAUCUCCCACCAUAGCACAAGAGCAAAUUUGUCAAAAUUAAGUCAGGCGUAAAAAAAAAAAAAUAAAAUAAAAUUAAAAAAAAGGGCGACACACUAAUAGGUGUGUUUGUGUGGGUUUUCUCUGAGCACUUCAGUUCCCCCCACCCAACAAAAUUUAGAAUUAAUAAUAGUUAAAUUACUUAAUUUGAAAAAAGUGUUGAGAUUCUUUAUAAAAUUGGUUUAAUUAUUUACAAUCUAGCUGGAUUAAAAAAAAA
Oryzias melastigma (Indian medaka) is the source of this 3177-nucleotide messenger RNA. Its product is annotated as myosin-11-like. The transcript has a single exon. Lineage: Eukaryota; Metazoa; Chordata; Actinopteri; Beloniformes; Adrianichthyidae. Bases 346 to 2484 code for a protein of 712 amino acids. The record is from RefSeq and is a predicted model, not a curated record.